AUGAAGUUAUACGGAAACCAGGAAGACGACUUGCCUCUCGACUACACCGAGGAGGGACGCAACAAGGAAGACGACCUGCCUAUCGACUACACCUUCGAAGAACGCAUCAAGCGCGCACAAUCCAAGAUGGGCGAUCGUACCGCUUUCUUCUAUGGUAAGAAUCUAAUUUUCUCAAUCCACCUCUCCUGGUCCACUUCUUUGAUCCCACUUCCUUCUACCACAGAAUCACCGGACUGA
Aureobasidium vineae is the source of this 237-nucleotide messenger RNA. The record is from the annotation of a GenBank genome assembly. NCBI's taxonomy places the organism in Eukaryota, Fungi, Ascomycota, Dothideomycetes, Dothideales, Saccotheciaceae.